Oryza sativa Japonica Group (Japanese rice) is the source of this 1126-nucleotide messenger RNA. RefSeq names its product RING-H2 finger protein ATL52. The record is from RefSeq and is a predicted model, not a curated record. Lineage: Eukaryota; Viridiplantae; Streptophyta; Magnoliopsida; Poales; Poaceae.
GUUUGUCCCUUCUGUUUCGGUCACUCCUGGCUUGAAUUAUCAGCAGUGACGAUGAGUGUGUUAACUACUUCACUUAAUGCAUGCCUAGCUUCCCUCCUCAACUAGCUUAAUUUGCAUGCUGAUCUGGUUGAGUAAUUAACAGUUACAGUCGUCGUCGUCGUCGUCAUCUCCUCUUUGGUUUCUCCUGAACAAUCCAACGCUAGCUAUAUAUCUAGCUAUCUGUCUCCACAUCCAAAGCAAGAGCAGCGGAAGAAGCAAAGACGAUGCAUCCAUGGCUGCAGCACAUGGAGGUCCACGAGCUGCGUAGCUUAGUUAUUAGCUAGAAUAUAAUGGCGUCGCCGUCGUCGUCGUCGGUGAUCUCCAUCUUCCUCCUGGUGGCCGGCGUCGCGCUGAUGCUGGUCGUCCACAUCGUCGUCGUCUUCUGGGCGCUGCGGCGCGGGCGCGGGGCGUCGCGCGGCGAGGAGGAGGCGGCGCCCGGGCGCGCGGCGGAGGGGAACGGCGGUGGAGCCCGAGGAGGAGGAGGGAAGGGCCUGUCCGCCGACGAGAUCGGCGCGCUGCCGUGCCACGACGUCGUCAAGGGCGGCGGCGGCGGGGACUGCGCGGUGUGCCUGGAGGAGCUGGAGGCCGGGGACCGGUGCCGGCGGCUGCCGCGGUGCGAGCACAGCUUCCACGCGCCGUGCGUGGACUCGUGGCUGAGGAAGAGCCGGUGGUGCCCCGUGUGCCGCGCCGACGUGGUUGGCCGGGCGCCGGAGGGGGAGCGGAAGAUGGCGGCGGCGGCGGCGGCCGUGGAGACCACCGUGGCAGGGAGGAGUAGUAGCCCCGCCACGGGGGAGAUCGUCGCCGAAAGAUAGAUGGUUAUUAGCUAGGUUUCGUGUGGGCGCGUGGACAGUGGAUUUUCAACUGGAGGGGACGUUUUCUGGUUGUUCGUAUGUUAGUCAAACAGUUAUGAAAAAAUUUAAAAAUAUUUGAGAUGAUGUAUUAACAUGUGUUAUAUCGUUAUAAAAAUGUAAAUUAAAUUUUAACUUUUACAAGUUAUAAAAAAACAAAUUAAACUAUAACUAGUUACCAUCAAAUUUAAUUUAAGUGAUAUGAGGACAUAAAUAAAAAGUGUAGGGUUUAUUUCUAU